This is a messenger RNA of Drosophila santomea, 387 nucleotides long. RefSeq lists its product as uncharacterized. The record is from RefSeq and is a predicted model, not a curated record. The transcript has 2 exons. Lineage: Eukaryota; Metazoa; Arthropoda; Insecta; Diptera; Drosophilidae. The coding region runs from base 6 to 302 and encodes 98 amino acids.
CAUCGAUGGUCACCCAAAGUUUGGCUAUAAAAAGCCCUGAUGGCAGAUGGAGCCAAGUGCAGUCGAUUUUUGGAUUAAUCAGCGAAAUCAUCUACCCAGCAGCAGCAAUCAUGAAGUACCUCGCCCUCACCAUCUUUGUGUGCCUUGUGGCCAUCGCCUUCGUUUCUGCCGUGCCCGUGGACGAGUCCUUGAUCGGCGACAAUAUCUACCAGCCUGCCUUCGACGAUGUCCAGCGUCCCCAGGAUCCGCAGUCCCUCUUCAAGCUGAAGAAGCUGCUCAAGCUGAAGAAGCUCGUGGGUUAGGAGAAUAUUCGCAGGCCAUUUGCUAAGCACCGUUCAGAUUCUAGUCCAGCCAAUUGGGAACCUUGCCUCCCCCACUGCAUUCGAU